Molecule: messenger RNA, 645 nt
Organism: Leptinotarsa decemlineata (Colorado potato beetle)
Lineage: Eukaryota; Metazoa; Arthropoda; Insecta; Coleoptera; Chrysomelidae
Gene: Cse1
Product: Chromosome segregation 1
Biological process (GO): protein import into nucleus; protein export from nucleus
Cellular component (GO): nuclear envelope; cytosol
Molecular function (GO): nuclear export signal receptor activity; small GTPase binding
Source: RefSeq, a predicted model, not a curated record
GCAACUUCAAUGUGAUUAAUGGUGUGCUUCGAACAGCACAUUCUCUUUUCAAAAAGUAUAGAUACGAGUUCAAAUCUCAAAAACUGUGGAUGGAAAUAAAAUAUGUACUUGAGAAAAUAGCGCAACCUCUUACCGAUCUUUUCAUUGCAACAAUAAACCUUUCCCAAACUCAUGCCAAUGAUGUAAAUGCAUUGAAAGUAAUCUAUAGUUCUUUAGUUCUCAUAUGCAAAGUGUUUUAUUCUUUAAAUUUCCAAGACUUACCAGAAUUCUUUGAAGAUAAUAUUCAAGUUUGGAUGUCAAAUUUUCACACUUUGCUUACUGUAGAGGUAAAAAGUCUUCAAAAUAAUAACAGUGAAGAAGCUGGAGUUAUUGAACAACUGAAAUCUCAAGUAUGUGAUAACAUUGCUCUGUAUGCUCAAAAAUAUGAUGAAGAAUUUCAACCUUUUCUGCAACAGUUUGUGACUGAUACUUGGAGCCUUCUAGUUGGAACCGGUCUCGAACCUAAAUAUGAUCUGAUAGUUUCAAAUGCUCUACAAUUUUUGUCGUCAGUAGCAGAACGGGCAAAAUAUAGAAGUUUAUUUGAAGACGAUACUGUUUUGAGUAGUAUCUGUGAAAAAGUAAUCAUACCUAAUAUGGAGUUUAGGG